AUGGCGGGAGAAACAUCUUGGAUAAGCCACUAUGAUGACAGACAGAGGGAGACCGGGGUGUUUGACUCAUUUUUAGAACUUGGUGAGGAAGGUGAAAAAGAAGCAUCUGCUGUUUCUUUGGAUGUCAUUUUGCCAGAUGACUUGUUGGAACGAAUCCUAGCUUAUCUACCCAUUGCAAGCAUUUUUAGAGCUGGUUGUGUGUCUAAGAGAUGGCAUGAAAUUGUUAAUUCGGGGAGGUUUUUAUGGAACCUUUCCAAUGUUCUACCGCAGAAACCAUGGUACUUUAUGUUUACAAGCUCUGAUGAACCAGUUGGUUAUGCUUUCGAUCCUGUUCUUCGUAAAUGGUAUAACAUUGAACUUCCAUGCAUUGGUACUUCAAAUUGGUUCAUUGCUUCAUCAUGUGGCAUGGUCUGCUUCAUGGACAAUGACAGCAGAAGUGAAUUAUGCAUCUGCAACCCAAUUACCAAAACCUACAGGAAGCUCGAGGAGCCUCCAGGUUUGAAAUUUUCUGAUUACAGUGCAUUAGCAAUCUCAGUCAACAGGGAGUCUCACUUUUAUUCUGUGGCAAUUGUAAAAUCUAAACAAGUUCCUGAGAACUUCUUCCAGUGGGAUAUCUCAAUCCAUAUAUACAAUUCAGAGAACACAACUUGGGUGACCUCUUUAACAGAAGUUUUGAUGGGGUGGAGAGGUGGUGAUGAGAGUGUGAUAUGCAAUGGGAUGCUAUACUUCUUAGUUUAUUCAACUGGGGGUGGCCAACCUGAAAAUCGUCAUGCUCUAAUUGCAUAUAACAUGUCUAACCGUUCUUCUCAAGGUAGCUUAACAAGGAGCUUUAUUCCAGUACCUUGUUCUCUAACUUGUGGCCGACUGAUGAAUCUGAAGGAGAAACUUGUAAUGGUGGGAGGAAUUGGUAAACCAGAUCGACCGGACAUAAUAAAAGGAAUUGGUAUCUGGCUUCUAAAUGAUAAGAGGUGGGAAGAGAUUGGUCGAAUGCCCCAAAAAUUCUUCCAAGGCUUUGGAGAGUUUGAUGAUGUUUUUGCUAGCAGUGGUGCAGAUGAUCUGAUAUACAUUCAGAGUUACGGAGCUCCGGCACUUCUCAUAUUUGACAUGAACCAUAAACAAUGGAAAUGGUCACAGAGGUGCCCUGUAACAAAACGAUUCCCGCUGCAGCUUUUUACCGGCUUUUGCUUUGAGCCUAGACUUGAAAUUGCUCCAUAG
Messenger RNA from Sphenostylis stenocarpa, 1215 nucleotides. The record is from the annotation of a GenBank genome assembly. NCBI's taxonomy places the organism in Eukaryota, Viridiplantae, Streptophyta, Magnoliopsida, Fabales, Fabaceae.